Plasmopara halstedii is the source of this 4008-nucleotide messenger RNA. RefSeq names its product metalloprotease family. The coding region runs from base 1 to 4008 and encodes 1335 amino acids. Gene Ontology annotation, molecular function: protein binding; proteasome binding; metallopeptidase activity. Gene Ontology annotation, biological process: protein deubiquitination; proteasome-mediated ubiquitin-dependent protein catabolic process. The transcript is spliced from 5 exons. The record is from RefSeq and is a predicted model, not a curated record. Gene Ontology annotation, cellular component: proteasome regulatory particle, lid subcomplex. NCBI's taxonomy places the organism in Eukaryota, Oomycota, Peronosporomycetes, Peronosporales, Peronosporaceae.
AUGGUAGCUUCGGGCGUGAAGAAGCCAUCAAUUCGUCGGCUGGACGUAGCGGCUCAAGAUGCAAUGAAAGCCCGAUAUGAGGCGUUAGCAUUAGUAGAAGAGCAGUUUUGUGAUUUUGAUAUUGUUUGGGCCAAAGUUCAUGGCUUUCCUUGGUGGCCAGGCGUGCUGUUCCUCUCGUGGGAUGGAGUGCAGAACGCUGGUAUCCAUACAGACCCUAAAAUCGUGGCAUCAUUAGCAGUACCACCUCCAGAGAAAACUCCAGUGAUUGACUCAAUAACAAACAAAGGAAAGGAUGUAUAUGUGACGAAACGCCAUUGUCUGAUCAUGUUUCUAGACAAGUUUAACUUUUCUCUCGUCGAGAUGAAUCCAAAUUUUGUGGCGAGCUUUACGCCUCAUUAUCAUUUGUAUGAAGGAGCAGUGAUGAAUAGUAAGAACAGCAAAUUUGUUAAAAAGAAAAGCGAGUUUCGACGUGCAGUCAUCAAGGCGACGCAGCUGCUGCAUAUGGGAAAAGAUAAUCUAAAUGAUGAUUUAUUGCUUCUGGAUGAGCCGGGUCAAGCAGACAAAAAACGUUGUACUAACGAGGUGGUGGAGCUUGAUGCGGAAGGAAAAGCAUUGCUUGAUGAGGUCUCGGAUGAUCUAGUCGUGGCAGAUGAUGCAGCAUUAAGUGUGAGGAAGGAAAAGGAGGUAAUUGAAGAGGAGAGAGUGAUGAAAAAGUCGCGAAAAAACGUGGACAGGAAGAUAAAAAUGACACAUACAAGUCAAGUGGCAACAGUGAACGAUAUCGAGAUUAUCGAGAAUAAAGUUGAGAAUGUUUCAAUGGUUAUGCCAGCUGUAAAAACGUUAACCGAAGAUAAUACGCUGCUAGUGCGCAAGUCGUCUCAAAAAGAAGAUACUUGCGCGAAGCCGACGCAAUUGCUUACUCCUACUGAUACGUCAAGUGCUUUAGAGAUCAAGAAAAAGAUAAUGCGUCCUAUUAGCGAAGGUUCUAAGAGAAUGUCGAGAGCAGAACGAAGACUUAUUAAUGAAGACGCUACCUUAAGCUCUCAAAGCAAUGUUAAGAACGUUCAUGUGUUAAAAGAGGAGAUUAUAUCUCCAAAGCAAGAGGCCGAGCAAAUACGUGAUGUGAGAUCCGAUAAAGUCGUAGAGAUCUCAGAGAAAAAGGAGUCCAUUGAUACACCAUUGUCUAGUAUUUGGACAAAGGGUGCAUCAUCUGACCCACGUAAUGAUUUCAAAACGCAUACACCAUUGGCUUACAGACAAGAUCUUGUGUGGGACGACGAAGUAUUUACAAAUGAACCCAGCGUUGCUGAUAGAUACAAAAUCACGUUCGAGCAGCAGUGUGGAGACGGAGUUUUUCAAAUGAGUUCUCAAAGUGACCGCUCAUUGGGCAAACGCCACUCACGGUCUGUUCGACAAUCUCAAAUUCGUCAGCAAAUGAUGUCGGGCAAUUUAGAUCCGCAUACAAUGGUGCAGUGUGCUGCCUAUCGCGCAAAAGAUCGUGUUGAGGAGCCUAACAGUCGUAGUCGCAGUGGGGCUACAUUGGAACCCCCGUUUCAAGUGGUGAUUCACCCUGACGCCGUGUUUGUAGCUGACGUUCAUGCUCACCUUGCUACUUGCGAAAUUAUCGGCUUUCUAGGUGGUAAAUGGGAUGAAAACUCUCAAACUUUGUACAUCCAGGCAGCAUUUCCGUGUCGAUCUCUUGAAAUUGACGGUGACGACGGAUCGACUGAUGUAGAGAUGGAUCCAGGGAGUGAAAUUGAAGUGCGUGGAAUUAUUGAAAAUGCUCAAUUGGAGGUCGUGGGCUGGUAUCAUUCACAUCCGGCUUUUGCGCCAGAUCCUUCAGUUCGAGAUAUCGAAAAUCAAACAAGUUAUCAACAUCUUUUUAAGCGUCCUAACACUAGUAAAGAAGAGAACACAGUGAGCAUGAAUUUAGAGCCGUUUGUAGGUCUCAUUGUUGGAACAUACGAUACUCGACGGAACUCGCCUGUCAGUCUCUUUCGUUACUUUCACACUCGAAGUGAAAAAGUUAGUGGAGUUGCAAGUCGCGAGAUCUUUAUGCCAUAUGAACUAAUCCCCGUUCGGCGCCACUUUCGAAAUGUGUUGCAAGACGAAGAACGUGAAAAGUCUCGAUUGUUUCCAAUGUAUAACUCAGUAUCAGAACACUUCAAAUUGGGUAAGACUCUUAAGAAGCUUCAGCACCCUGUGGACGUGAGGAAUGAGUCCAGUCAGAAAAAAACGUCGAGGCUGUCGUCUGUGAGAAUCAAAAGGAAGGGUUUUGUCAGGAAGCGCAAACCAAGCUCUGAAGCAAGAAAAUCAGUGAUAAAGAAAACGAAGUCGGCACGUAGACGCCCUUUGUCUACACUUAAAAUGCAAUUUAAUUCAACAAUCAACAAUGCCAAUCACGAUCAUCACACAACAGGUAUUGACUCCUUGACGUUAAAAUAUGCAUGUGAGAACGACCACAAUGAAAUCACGCCUUUGUCAACCUCGAACUGUUCAGGGAUAUCAAAUGAUGCUCCUGUUGUGGUAGACGAAACACUAGCAACAUUAGGCGGUGUAAACGAAGAUACAAUGAAAAAUGAAGAAUCAGAACGAAAUAUGACGUCCGACGUUUUGAGACAUCAAACUUUUAAUGACGUCGCCAUGACCCGUAAAAGCGUCAGUGAUAAUGAGAAUAAUCACGAUGGAAAGAUUGAGGGUCUCAUGGGUGAAUCUAAGGUGUCUGAAGCAAGUGCGAGUAGGUAUUUACAUGGUUUGAUGCUUGACCCCGACGCAAGAUCCUUAGGGAAAGAUGGGAUGGCGAGGCACGUUAGCAGGGACUUGGAUAGUGCAGCUAAGAAUUUGGAUCUGCGGAUUCGUCUACCAAAUAGUCCCAACAUUUCGAUGCGACCCUCGUCGACUUUGUCAUCUGCGGAUAGGCGAAGGUUGCCACUUUCAACAAGCCUUACUAUAUCCAGUCGGAAAAGAACUCGCAAACCACAGAAAACAACGAAGCAUUGGAUACGGCAAAAUUCGCCUAUGAGUGAUUGGUCAUCGCCAACUCGAUCUUCAAGGAUUCACAAAUCCACAUGCGAUAAUGCUUUUAAAGCACCCAUACGGUGUUGUUCGACUAAAGAUGGCGCGGAGGGUGCUACACUGCAGCCAUCAAGUUCUGAUCGUCCGGACUCGGACAGCGCGUUAAUAGAUGAUGUGCAGUAUUUUGUUGUGGAUGAAAACAUCGACAGGUCUACAAUUCAUCAAGGCGGUGCGAGUACAUUAAACAAGGUAGCCAUGCAUCCUCCAACGUUGAAUACAACAAAAAGUGAUGAAGUCCAAUGCAUUGUGACUUAUUUAGUGGAUCAAGUGGAAAAAUUAUCAUCUUUCGAGACGAAAGCGUCGUCAGACAGCUUUUUGUACAAGUUACCAGUCGAUGAACAUGUGGUGGUCAAUGGUGAGAACUUGAAGCCUCAUAUCGCUAUGCAUGUCAAGAAAUGUGAAAAUAUGGCAAGUGGGAAGGCCAUGCGAACUCAAAGUGGUAGUUUUUAUGGAACUUCGCCGCUAUUCGGAAGAAAUCGAGAGUGUGAAGAUAUCCAGACAUCGUUGAAUAAAAUGGCGGAGCAUUUGACAAAACUUCAGUCCUUGAGAGUGAGAAAGCAAGGUAAACGUAAGCAUCGAAAAGACACAGCAUUUAUACCUGAGGUCAAACUUGAUGUGGCGAAGCUUGAUAUGAAGCAAGACAAUUCUCGCCUUGAGCAUAAUUACUUGAAAGCGUUGCGUACUAAGUAUGGGCGUGGAGUGAGCGCAUGCACGGAACAGGUAAUUACUUUAGUAGAUUACUAUCGAUGUUUUGAGCGUCGUACAGAUCUGAACGAGCUUUGGAAAUCACGGAUCACUAAAUUGGAUAAAAUUGGGCUAUCGCUCUCUGAAUACGUUCAAUUUUUAGAUAUACCGUGUGCCCUACGACAAGACUACAUCAAGGACCUCAUUUCGUAUCUCCUGUCGAUUUCACUAAACUUCUGCAGGGGUUGA